This is a messenger RNA of Hyla sarda, 1129 nucleotides long. It is a transcript of the gene CRYBB3, whose product is annotated as crystallin beta B3. The transcript is spliced from 7 exons. The record is from RefSeq and is a predicted model, not a curated record. The coding region runs from base 390 to 1073 and encodes 227 amino acids. Gene Ontology annotation, molecular function: structural constituent of eye lens. Gene Ontology annotation, biological process: visual perception; lens development in camera-type eye. Lineage: Eukaryota; Metazoa; Chordata; Amphibia; Anura; Hylidae.
AUGGAGAAGAAAGAGAAAAGUGAACGACUCCGAUCAGCGAAAACAUCCCUUGGGAUAAACAAUACUCUUCAAACUGCUGAUAGCUGCAUUUAAGCCUAAAUAUUUGGCAUGGAGUGAGAGACUGAGGCAAUCUCAACAUGCUGACCCAAAGUCAAUCACUAAUCUUCUGAAAAUGAGCUGUGAGCUGUAAGGUAGAACAGUGUCUGGUGUGCAGUGGAUGUCCAGCACAGACUAUUCAUGUGAAAUCUGAUGGAGACAAUGGGAUAGACACAGUUGCUGCCUCAGCACCCUUGUAGGCUAAAGCUCCAUUCACUGCAAUCAUAUAUAUUUGGUCCAGCUCCACAGUCAGGUACGGUCAUUUCAGAAUACAGUCAGCAGAAGAGGUAAACAUGAGUGAACCACAGAGCACUCCAGAACAGAUGGCAGCUGGCAAGAGCCAUGGUGGCAUUGGCGGCAACUACAAGAUAACGCUCUAUGAAUUGGAGAAUUUCCAGGGGAAGAAGUGUGAACUCACUGGAGAAUGCCAGAACUUGGGAGAGAAAGGACUUGAGAAAGUUGGGUCCAUCCAGGUGGAAUCCGGACCAUGGCUCAGUUUUGAGCGCCAAGCAUUUGGUGGGGAACAGUUUGUCCUGGAAAAGGGCGACUAUCCAAGAUGGGACACCUGGUCUAACAGCCACAGGAGCGACUAUCUGAUGUCCAUCCGUCCCUUAAACAUUGACAGCCCUGACCAUAAGAUCCACCUAUUUGAAAAUGCUGGCUAUAAUGGAAGGAAGAUGGAGAUUGUGGAUGAUGAUGUACCCAGUCUGUGGGCUCAUGGCUUCCAGGACCGUGUGGCCAGUAUCAAAGUCCUCAAUGGAACUUGGGUAGGGUAUGAAUACCCUGGCUAUAGAGGUCGUCAAUAUGUCUUUGAGAAGAAUGAAUACAGGCACUGGAAUGACUGGGAGGCCAACCAACCGCAAAUACAGUCUGUUCGCCGUAUCCGUGACAUGCAGUGGCACAAACGUGGUUGCUUUGCUCCAGCCCCAGUUGCAGCAGCUGCUGCGGCACCUGCCCCCGCCCCUGCCAGUAGCUGAAGGAGAACAAAGCACACUCACAAGUUGUCACCCUCUUCUGCUGACAAGCACGGCAA